Molecule: messenger RNA, 1553 nt
Organism: Phragmites australis (common reed)
Lineage: Eukaryota; Viridiplantae; Streptophyta; Magnoliopsida; Poales; Poaceae
Product: protein DETOXIFICATION 27-like
Exons: 8
Coding region: 1-1458 (485 amino acids)
Biological process (GO): xenobiotic detoxification by transmembrane export across the plasma membrane
Cellular component (GO): membrane
Molecular function (GO): xenobiotic transmembrane transporter activity; antiporter activity
Source: RefSeq, a predicted model, not a curated record
AUGGAUCACGGUGGAAGAGAAGAGGAGGAUUGUAGGGCUGCGCUUCUGCACGGCGACGUGAGGAAUGAAGAGCGGCAGCCGUGCUGCAAUCUCGGGAGAAGGGUGUACGAGGAGUCGAAGAAGCUAUGGGUGAUCGUGGGGCCGGCCAUCUUCACCCGCACCACCAGCUACAGCAUGAACGUCAUCAUGCAGGCCUUCGCCGGCCACCUCGGCGAUCUCGAGCUAGCAUCCGUCUCCUUCGCCUGCACCGUCCUAGUCGGCUUCAACUAUGGCAUCAUGCUCGGCAUGGCGAGCGCGUUGGAGACACUAUGUGGGCAGGCGUUCGGCGCGAAGACGUUCCACUUGAUGGGGGUGCAUAUGCAACGGUCCUGGAUCGUGCUCUUCAUGUGCGCCCUUCUGCUACUUCCUUUGUACUUCUUCGCAGAGGACAUUCUACUGCUUACCGGACAACCGCCGGAGUUGUCGACCAUGGCGGGACAGGUCGCAAUCUGGUUCAUCCCGCUGCACUUCUCCUUCGCCUUCCUCUUCCCGCUGCAGCGGUUCCUGCAGUGCCAACUGAAGAACUUCGUAGUCGCCGUCACCUCCGCCGCCGCGCUCUGCAUCCACCUCUUCAUCAGCUGGCUCUUCGUCUCUAGGUUCCAAUUUGGGCUCACCGGCGUCGCGCUCGCCCUCAGCAUCUCGUGGUGGGUGACAGCGCUGUUGCUUUUCGCCUACGUGUCAUGCGGAGGCUGCCCAGAGACGUGGCACGGCUUCUCGGUCGAGGCGUUCGCCGGCAUAUGGGAGUUCGUCAAGCUAUCCUCCGCCUCCGGUGUCAUGCUGUGCUUGGAGCAUUGGUACUACAGAAUAUUAAUAGUGCUCACUGGAAACCUCAAGGACGCGGCCAUUGCAGUGGACGCACUCUCCAUCUGCAUGUUGAUUAAUGGAUGCGAGAUGAUGAUUCCACUGGCUUUCUUCACCGGGACCGGGGUGCGUGUCGCCAACGAGCUCGGCGCCGGCAACGGGAGCGGCGCCAGGUUCGCGGCGAUAGUGUCAUCGACGACCUCGCUGUUGAUCGGGCUCUUCUUUUUCGUGCUGACCAUAGGCAUCCACGACAAGAUCGCGCUCGUCUUCACCACCAGCACUGCUGUGCUGGAUGCCUUUGACAAGCUCUACCUCUUGCUGGCCUUCACCGUCCUCCUCAACAGCAUCCAGCCCGUCCUCUCCGGAGUGGCCGUUGGGUCUGCUUGGCAGUCCAAGGUGGCCUACAUCAACAUCGGCUGCUACUACCUCGUCGGCCUGCCUAUGGGCAUCCUUCUUGAAUGGAUCUUCAACCUCGGCGUGCUGGGAAUCUGGGGAGGCAUGAUCGGCGGAACCGCCAUCCAGACACUCAUCUUGACCGUCAUAACCGUCCGCUGUGACUGGGAAAAGGAGGCCAUGAUCGCGAGCACACGGAUGCUCAAGUUGUCGCAAGUUCAGUGACGAUGGCAGAAUCUGGCAUACUUACGGGCACCACUUUUUCUUCUUGCUUUUCUAUCAUCAAAAUUUGCCGUGUCCUGUUUGAGAGAGUUAUUAUU